GCAGACCAUGGAGCUUCCAAGCACGACCCGUCUUCCGUCGCCGAUGAGUUUUACCACAGCGCCACCUACCGCGGACACGGCGGCGCCCUCGGAGCCAGUUUCGGACGCGUGCAUGCAGAUGGCGCUGGGGCGGAUGUGUGAGGCUCGCUACCUGCGUGAAAUGGAGUCGCUGCACAGCACCGCCUCGUGGUACGGCACCGUGUACGCCGUUCUGGUCAUCACCUUCUACGUCGUGUUCUGUCUGGUGCUGCUGCUGCGGUCCCGGACCAGCCUGAGCUACAGUGCGAGAGGAAACCUGCAGGCUUGCCGCGUGGUAUCCCGACCUCCCUGCAACCGCCGCGCGGCCGCAAGGGAUGUCACAAACGACAGCAGUUUCUCUACGGAAUCUGCGCUAAUGAGCGAACCGAGCUGUUCUUCCCAGGCGCCGUCCCGACCCAGGUCAACCGCGCACCCCUGAAGGGGUGCGGCUUUGGGGGGGGGGAAGGGAGCGAACUACUAUGAACGUCAAACCCCUUGAGACCCCACUUUUUUGCGAUAAUUUUUAAAUGCGUCAACUUUCGUUGACAAUAU
This is a messenger RNA of Amphibalanus amphitrite, 570 nucleotides long. RefSeq lists its product as uncharacterized. The record is from RefSeq and is a predicted model, not a curated record. Bases 8 to 457 code for a protein of 149 amino acids. NCBI's taxonomy places the organism in Eukaryota, Metazoa, Arthropoda, Thecostraca, Balanomorpha, Balanidae. The transcript is spliced from 2 exons.